CGGCCGGACGGACCACGGACGGGCGGACGGACGGACGGGUGACAAGGAGGCUUUGAUUUGCUCUUCAGCAUAAUGUACAGGACAAAAGUGAGUCUGAAAGAUCGGCAGCAGCUGUACAAGCUGAUCAUCAGCCAGCUGCUCUACGAUGGCUACAUCAACAUUGCCAACGGCCUCAUUAAUGAGAUCAAGCCCCAGUCGGUGUGCGCGCCCUCCGAGCAGCUCCUUCACCUCAUCAAACUAGGAAUCGAAAAUGAUGAUAGUGCCGUUCAGUAUGCGAUCGGACGUUCAGAUACGGUUGCUCCCGGCACAGGGAUUGACUUGGAAUUUGAUGCAGAUGUCCAGACCAUGUCUCCAGAGGCUUCAGAAUACGAAACCUGCUAUGUGACAUCUCAUAAAGGACCCUGCCGGGUAGCUACAUACAGUAGAGAUGGACAGUUAAUAGCUACCGGGUCAGCUGAUGCUUCAAUAAAGAUACUUGAUACAGAGCGGAUGUUAGCAAAAAGUGCCAUGCCUAUUGAGGUCAUGAUGAAUGAAACCGCACAGCAGAACAUGGAAAAUCAUCCUGUUAUUCGAACUCUCUACGAUCAUGUGGACGAAGUUACGUGCCUAGCUUUUCACCCAACUGAGCAGAUCCUAGCCUCUGGUUCAAGAGACUAUACUCUUAAAUUGUUUGAUUAUUCCAAGCCAUCUGCCAAAAGGGCCUUCAAGUAUAUUCAGGAAGCUGAAAUGUUACGCUCCAUCUCUUUCCAUCCUUCCGGAGACUACAUACUUGUUGGCACGCAGCACCCUACCCUGCGGCUUUAUGAUAUCAACACGUUCCAGUGUUUCGUGUCCUGCAAUCCUCAAGAUCAGCACACCGAUGCCAUCUGUUCGGUUAACUACAACCCGAGCGCCAAUAUGUACGUGACCGGGAGCAAAGAUGGCUGCAUCAAGCUCUGGGACGGGGUCUCCAACCGAUGCAUCACUACCUUCGAAAAAGCCCACGACGGGGCAGAAGUCUGCUCGGCCAUUUUUUCCAAAAAUUCGAAGUACAUCCUGUCGAGCGGGAAAGACUCGGUAGCGAAGCUCUGGGAGAUAUCAACAGGAAGAACGCUGGUCAGAUAUACAGGUGCCGGUUUGAGUGGACGACAGGUCCAUCGGACUCAAGCUGUCUUCAACCACACGGAAGACUACGUGUUACUCCCUGAUGAAAGGACAAUCAGUCUUUGCUGCUGGGAUUCACGAACAGCAGAACGGAGAAAUCUGCUCUCCCUGGGGCACAAUAACAUUGUCCGCUGUAUAGUUCAUUCUCCCACUAAUCCCGGCUUCAUGACUUGCAGUGACGACUUCAGAGCUCGGUUUUGGUACCGGAGAUCGACCACAGAUUAGAGACAUUUUCACCAAAUGAUCAUUUUCUCUAGCACCCUUUAAAAGUAGUUAUUUUUUCCCCCCAUCACCAGUUUAGUAGAAUGCCUUUUUAAAAUGUACCUAAAUUCACCGUACCAUCUUGUGGCAAUGUGAUGCUGAUAAUCGACCCAUCCGAAAUUUUUACAAAAGCCUUUUUUUAACCUUGAUGCAGAAUCAUGGUGGAAAAAGUUGGAAAUGCAGAUAUGUGCAGGUUUCCCUCAUUCACUGAUUAUUACAGUGUGCUCAUCAUCGGUUUUGUAAGUACAGCACUUAACAAUUUCUCGCACAGUAGAGUUAAUCCUUGCUCUAAGGAUGGAUUUUUGAAAGUGUUCACUCGAAUAAUUCUUGAGUCAAUCUAGACAAGUCUCAUGAAUUGUAAUUUGAUUUUUUUUAUUAUCAUCUUAUGCAUUGUAUUGCUACUACCCUACCUGAGGAUUUUACUAACUCAACAAAAAUUUGCGGGGAGCCAAGUGGUUCCAUGUUGAAAAGUCCAAUUUUGUGCCAUGAUGAUAUUGGAACUACUUUCAAUUGAGAGCCCCCAAAAUUUUAAACUCUGAUGAUAAAGCACCAAUCUUCAGUGUCGUAUUUAAUUUUGACUUUUUUGAUUCAGCUAAUCAAUCCUGAGUUUUUUUCCUUAAGACGUAAAGAAGGAGAUGUACAUUCAUAGCACUCCUGCAGCUCUUUCCUUUGCAGCUCACUUUUCAGCUGUCUCGACAGAUUGAGAUGUUGGGACAGAGCAUAAUUUGAGAGGCCAUCAUGACACACAGGUCUGGAUUGGUAGGCAUUAACUAUCAUGUGUCAUUAACCUACAAGAAUGACUUGUACCUCUUAACCUUUCCUCCCUAUAAUUUUUUUAAUGUCUUUCCCUUCAGCGUGAGUGUUAAACUCCUCAUUGAUCCAGGAAAUAGUUGCCCAGACCUCAUCCUCCCCUUGAGAAGAAAACUCUGGGGAGGCAUGGUAGGAGGCAUGGUGCAACCGAUGAGUUGACAGGCCCUUCCUUGAAACUUUGAGGUAAAACAAUUCCUGGUAACUGCUUUUUUUUCCAGCUGGAUAAAAUAAAAGCUCUAAAACAUUGCUGCCACCGUAUACCUCCAAAAUGCAGAAAACAAAAAUAAAAAACCCAAACCUAAUAACUCUCUUCCAAACACAAACCUGAGUAAACACGUUCUAUAAUAAUUGCUCUUUGGAAACCUGCCCCGUUACUGAUCUUUCAGCCUAAAUGUUAAAUAGAUGGUGAACCUAUUUCCUCGGCUGGCGGAAACUAUUUUGAGAUGUAACUGCGUAAGCUGGCAAUGAAGUCCUUUUUUGGAGUCCUUUCAGUUUUGACCAUUGUGGUCUGGGUGUUUUGUCCAUUUCUAAAAGACUGAUGCUGCACCGGGGAGGAAUUAUCCCAUCCACUUUCAGUAUAAAUAUUUGUCAUGUAAGAGUUACUGUCUGAUCACAGGACUACAUGCAGAAGCUCUUUCUUUUUAAUGUAACUAACACCUAUGUGGUUUGAGUGAUAGUACAAUGACAAAGACUUUGAGUACCUGGAAAAAUUAUCUGCAAUCUAUUUGUUCUGGUUGUAUUGGGUGACUCGGUGUCUUUUGUUUUAAUCUUGAGCAUGCCUAGAAGACCUGUGUGUGAUCAGUGGAUGCUAAAUUGGGAAGAAUUGAAGUGGAAACAAGAGAAGCAGAGCUACUGGAUGGCAAUGUGCAAAGAAGCAGGGGUCAGAAUGCUGAUUCUGGCUCUUCCCUGUUCCGCGGGGUAACCUUUGGAAAGACAUUAAAUCAGCUGUUUAACCCUGUAACUUUAAAACAUCUGCACUUGAUGGAACUUUGAAUUGGCUGUAUGUGUCCGUGAAUUAAAAUAAUGUGGCAAAAAUUCUCUGGUUGCUGAAGCUACCCUUCAAGUGGUAUAUUGUUUCAGAAAACUUCAGUUCCUAAAGUACCUUCGCAUAUAUCCAAAGGGACCCUUUUUUGAUCACACUGAUGUUCCGAAGACUUGCGUGUGCCUGAAAUACACUGUGAACAAAGUAAUCUAUCUGCAUUGUCUGUAUCACCUAAAACCGUGGCUGUCAUAUGCUGAAUAUCAAUAUCUGAUUUCUACCAUAAAUUUUCUAGACUAUGAAAUCUCCAAAAUUAAAAACUAUAUUUGUGUAUGA
Tachyglossus aculeatus (Australian echidna) is the source of this 3529-nucleotide messenger RNA. It is a transcript of the gene CSTF1, whose product is annotated as cleavage stimulation factor subunit 1. The transcript is spliced from 6 exons. Gene Ontology annotation, biological process: mRNA 3'-end processing. NCBI's taxonomy places the organism in Eukaryota, Metazoa, Chordata, Mammalia, Monotremata, Tachyglossidae. Bases 73 to 1368 code for a protein of 431 amino acids. Gene Ontology annotation, molecular function: protein binding; RNA binding. Gene Ontology annotation, cellular component: mRNA cleavage stimulating factor complex. The record is from RefSeq and is a predicted model, not a curated record.